Neogale vison (American mink) is the source of this 1473-nucleotide messenger RNA. It is a transcript of the gene IL7, whose product is annotated as interleukin 7. The coding region runs from base 298 to 774 and encodes 158 amino acids. The transcript is spliced from 5 exons. Gene Ontology annotation, cellular component: extracellular region. Lineage: Eukaryota; Metazoa; Chordata; Mammalia; Carnivora; Mustelidae. Gene Ontology annotation, molecular function: interleukin-7 receptor binding; growth factor activity. The record is from RefSeq and is a predicted model, not a curated record. Gene Ontology annotation, biological process: immune response.
UCAAACCUGCAGACCCAGCUCAAAGUAGAAACUGAAAGUACACGGCCGGCUGAUCCUACGGAAGUUAUGGGAAAGGCAAAGCGCAGAGCCGGGCCGUGGUGUGUGCCGCCCCCCUUGGGAUGGAUGAAGCAGCAGGCGCGGCGUGGGUGAGAGGAACCAGCGGCAGAGGCCGCCCUAACCCGCACGGACUCCCGGCAACUCCGCGGAAGACCAGGCUCCUGGCAGCGACUAUGGGCGGUGAGAGCUCGCUCCUGCUGCAGUGGCGGUCAUCAUGACCACGCCCGCCUCCCGCAGACCAUGUUCCAUGUUUCUUUUAGGUAUAUCUUUGGAAUUCCUCCCCUGAUCCUCGUUCUGUUGCCAGUAGCAUCAUCUGAUUGUGACAUUGAAGGUAAAGAGGGCAGAGAGUAUCAGCACAUCCUAAUGAUCAGCAUCAACGACUUGGACACCAUGAUAAAAAAUCGUACCAAUUGCCCGAACAAUGAACCUAAAGUUUUAAAAAAACAUGCAUGUGAUGAUAAUAAGGAAGGUAUAUUUUUAUAUCGUGCUGCUCACAAGUUGAAGCAGUUUGUGAAAGUGAAUGACAGUGAGGAUUUCAAUCUCCACUUAUUAAGAGUUUCACAGGGCACAUUACAAUUGUUGAACUGUACCCCCAAGGAAGACAAUAAAUCUGUAAAGGAACAGAGAAAACAGAAGAGCUUGUGUUCCCUAGGGAUACUACUACAAAAAAUAAAAACUUGUUGGAAUAAAAUUUUGAGGGGCUCUAAAGAACAUUGAAAAAUAUGGAGUGGCAAUAUAAAGACAUAUGAACUUCACUUGUAUCCUUCAAGAAUUCAUCUGCUCAUAAUGGGGGGUAGAGGACCCUAGAAGUUACAGAAUGCAUCCUGGUAAAAGCGGAUUAGAGCAAUUGAGAAAUUCAUACCGUAGUACUAGAAGAUGGAUGUAAACAGUGUAAACCAAAUGCUGCAAUCGAUAAACCUCCAUAUGUUUUUGGACAUAUAGCAAUCAGUAUUAAUUCUGUGAUUUUUUGCAAGACAAUCCAAGUAAGGUAUUAAAGGCAAUAAUACUUUUAAAAACUGUUUUAAAAUUCCAGAAGAAGACAUGUAAAAUCUGUGAAGUAUAUAAAGGUUGCAGGAAUUAAAAAUUAACAUUGCUUUAUUAUCCAAAUAAUUUUAUGCACCAGCAUGCUACAAGGAGAGUGGAAAUUGUUGUCUUCUGUGCUGGAAAUGUUUCAGAGUUAACAAAUGUGGGUAAUGCCAAUGAGAGUAAGGGCUAAAGAAGAUACUUCAGUGAGAUUAAGACAUGUAAUUAAACUUGAAUGCAUAAGACAGUGCCUUCAUUAAUGGUAUAACAAAUGUUUUAAGAUGACCAUAAAGAAUGAUUUCACAAAAUAGAAAGUCACAUGUUCUAAGGAUGCCAAACCAUAAUACUGAGUUACUUUUGUCAUUUAUGUGUAAUAAAGUUUUUCUAAAUGAG